This is a messenger RNA of Telopea speciosissima, 2040 nucleotides long. Its product is annotated as CDT1-like protein a, chloroplastic. Gene Ontology annotation, biological process: DNA replication preinitiation complex assembly; regulation of DNA-templated DNA replication initiation; DNA replication checkpoint signaling. Gene Ontology annotation, molecular function: DNA polymerase binding; DNA binding. The record is from RefSeq and is a predicted model, not a curated record. Lineage: Eukaryota; Viridiplantae; Streptophyta; Magnoliopsida; Proteales; Proteaceae. Bases 63 to 1877 code for a protein of 604 amino acids. The transcript has 7 exons. Gene Ontology annotation, cellular component: nucleus.
UCGGCCUCCCGCCAAAUCCUAUUCUCUCUCUGAUCUCUGCCUCCCUCCUUGCAUCAUCCGCAAUGGAUUCCUCCAGGUUGUCCCAAACAGCCUACGAAGCAUCGGAAUCGAAGCCAUCACCAUCACAUCUCGAUCACUUCAAGUCCAAGAACAUUGACCCCAAAUCCACUUCGCUCAAGGGAAUCCAAGCAUCGGUUCAAGAUCCAUGGAGCUUGAAAACUCCAGAGAAGCCGACACAGCUCCCUCGGAGAAUCCGAAACAGAGGUGCAGUUGCGUUUUCUGUGAAUCAAGUGAAGGAGUUCGCCCAAGGGCUCCGGACAUCGCAUAUAGAAGGUCUGUCUGAUCGACAAGAUCAAAGCAGAUCGAAUGCAAAUGUUUCAUCUGUAGAAAGUCAAAAGCGUCCGGAGUCGAGUUCUGGUUUAGUGGGUAAAUCUUCGAAGAGCAGCGAAGGAUCUACUAAGCUCCCUCAGAAGUACGAGUUACUGGGUGAAUUCUUUGAUAGCAUGGAGAGUUCAAUUCGGCUGCUUCAGUUGAAGGGAUCGAUGUCUACAUUUAUGAACAUUUGCUCAAAGAUUGAAUCAUUAACAGACAGGAGGUUUUCUUAUGCCCAUUUAGCUCAAAUAAAGUACAUCUUGCCCGAGGCUAUUUUAAUAAAGAAGAUUCUACUGCAAGAUGAGCGAACCCUCUGUAUGAAGCCGGAGCUUCAAGUUACCUUGCAGUCCAAUGCCUUCAAAAAUGAUAAGAAGCAGAAAAAGGGAACUAGGUACUUUAGUUUGAGGAAGGUGUUCCGUGAGCGGAUUUUAGAUUUCUUCAAGGCUCACCCUGAGGGGAAUGAAAUUCCGGGCGAAACGCUGCCAGAGCCCUUCAACCAAGCAAAACAAGUACUCUCAAGCACAGUCACUGCCUGCAAACCCUCAUUGCCCAAUGAGACAUCAUCUAAUGCUCUUCCCCAUCCGACAGCAGUUGCAUCUCACCUGUCUAAGUCUUUCCAGAAGCGCUUUUCACAGAAAGUUUUGCCAAAAUUAUCUGAUGAUAUUCCCAAGCCUUCUGCUCUGCCACCAUCAAACCCUUGCCCCAAAGAAUCAUCUUCCAAUGAAGAAACUCUCACUUCUGUUGCUCCAUCAUCUCUUGGAUGUUCUUCAAAAUCGACCAAUAAAAUAUUAUCAAGAUUCUAUGCGUCUCCCAGUACUGUGGCACAGUGCAAAGAGACAGAACCAAUGAACAGUGAGGACUUCUCAUCAUCAGAAAUUGCUGGCACUCAGGGUACUCCUGCAAAACUCACCUCAACUCCUAUCAAGCUGAUGAGUAUUACUCCAGUAUCACAGACACCAAAGAGAUGUCGUAUGAGCCCAGAUGAUGACUCCAACACACCGAACAAAUUAACGAGGCGUCCAAGCCGGACCAGGUCAUUGAAAUUUGACACCCCUGUAAAGAAUGAAAAACCUGAUGAUGAGUUGAAUGUAAUGGAGCGGGCAAUAGUUGAUACUGAUAUUAUUGAUAUUCUUCCAGAGGCCCUUUUAAAAUCAAUAAGAGAAAAAGAGAGGAAGGCAAUGGUGCAACAGGAUGCACGUGUGUCACAAGCAAAUCAGAGGCAACAGAUGAUUGCAUGCCUGCCUAAGCUGUUUGACAUGAUCCUACUCAUAUUUCAGUCAAUUAAUCGUUCUGUUAUGACAAAGGAAGAGCUAAUGCACAAGAUCAUUGCUAGCCAUUUUGAUAUAAUUGAUAGAAGAGAAGCUGAAGAACAGUUGAAAUUAUUAGAGGAAUUAAUUCCCGAUUGGAUUUCCAGGAAGGUGGCAUGUAGUGGAGAUUAUCUCAUCCGUGUUAAUAAGAAUGCAAGCCCUGAAUUGAUACGUUCGAAACUUGCAGAAGCUGAGUAAGAUGGUGAGAAAUUUAGAGAUCUCCUCAGGCUGUCUUUGUCUUCAGGGAAAUUGAACUGUGGCUGGAAAGUAUAAAGGUGACAUUGAUGGAAAGUAAGUGUUCCAGCAGCCGAGGCCAAAUCUGAGCUUACGUUUUUGUUAUUCUAUUUUCUCUUGCCACAUC